AUGUCUAAUGGUUUCGUUACCCUUUUAAUUGGGGAGUCAUAUUUACCUGGAAUAUUAACAUUAGGUUUAAAAUUAAAACAAUUGGAGACUAAACAUAAAUUAUUAAUUUUAUUAGACACAAACUCAAUUUCCCCAGAGUCGAAACAAUUGAUUGAAGAUAUUUACGAUGAAAUUAUACCAAUUGCAAAAAUAAAUGCACCUUUAGAACAACUUAAAGAUAAAUUAGGUAGAGAAGAAUUAUCAAUUACAUAUUCAAAAUUAUUACUUUGGGAUUUAGACUAUGAAAAUUUAGUAUAUUUAGAUGCUGACGUUUUGCCAUUGGCCAAUAUUGAUGAAUUAUUUAAAAUUGAAGUAGGUGUUGAUGAAAUUGCUGCUUCUCCAGACUCAGGCUGGCCUGAUAUAUUCAAUUCUGGAGUAAUUAAAUUAAAACCUAAUAAAGAGACAUUUUCCAAAUUAAUUGAAUUUUCUAAAUCUCAUGAAUCUUUUGAUGGUGGUGAUCAAGGUUUAUUAAAUGACUUUUUCCCCGAUUGGAUAAGAUUAAAAUAUUUGUUUAAUGUUACUCCUAAUUAUCGUAAUGAUUAUCAAUUUUUACCUGCUUUCCAUAGAUUUUUCAACGAUAUUAAGAUUUUACACUUUAUUGGAAAUGUUAAACCUUGGCAUUACAACAGUAUUUUAAGUUCCGAUUUGGCUAAUUUUCAUAAUUAUUGGUGGAAUGACUUUAACAAGUUUUUCAAUCAUGAUGAAAAAUUGAAAUAUAAACUUUUAAAUGUUAAAGGUGAGGCAAUAAAUUUGAAAUUUGAAAAAGUAGAUAAUGUAUGGGAUAAAAAGAAUGAAGUUGGAGAAGAGAAAGGUGAUGAAGAUGUUGAAGUACCUCAUAUUUUCCCCUGGGAAGGAAAAUCAGAAGCAACAAGAGUAUUUCAUGAUUAUCAUAAUGAAGAACCUGAAGUUGAUAAAAAGUUAAAUAAGAGUAUUGAAGAGUUGAAAACUACAAAGAUUUCUUCUCCAUCUGAUAAAUCAAAUUUAUUACAACGUAAUUAUGGAUUUGAUAAUAAAGAUAAUGACUUUGAUCCUGAUAAAGCAUUAGAUGAAGUUUCAAAAUUACCUUUUAAAUUUUUUGAAAGAUCAAAACAUUAG
Messenger RNA from Insectozyma verbasci, 1134 nucleotides. The record is from the annotation of a GenBank genome assembly. NCBI's taxonomy places the organism in Eukaryota, Fungi, Ascomycota, Pichiomycetes, Serinales, Debaryomycetaceae.